GGACGGGUGGUUCGAGAAUUGAGACUGAAGUCAUGGUGCUCCCCCGUUCCUAACACCAUUCUGUCGUUUUUGCGUGUGUGCAAGCCUGUCUACGAUGCGGACCACCUCUUCGGCUCUAUGGGCUGCUGCCCUUGGCCUGUUGUCGAUUGCUUCGGCCCAAGAUGAGCUUCCCAAGCGCCCUAAGGUUGAGCCUGCUCCCUUCAACACCGGAAAGGCCAUGCCAUUUUCACCUCCCAGAGACAAAGAUCGCUUUUGCUACAUCAAGCCGAGCUGCACCGAGGGCAAGGACGACGCACCCAAGAUCCUCAAAGCUUUCCAGGAGUGCAAUGACGGCGGAACAGUUGUGUUCGACAAGACUUACCUCAUCAGCUCUCCGUUAGACCUCACCUUCCUGAAGCACAUCGACGUAGUAAUCACCGGCGACAUCCAGUUCAACGAUGAUCCCCUCUACUGGGCCGAAAACAGUUUCAAGUUCGCUUUCCAGAACCAGUCAGUCUUCUGGAAGUUUGGCGGCGAGGAUAUCAACAUCUAUGGUGAUCUUGGGAACGAUAAGUCUGUCAUUGACGGUCGCGGUCAGGCAUAUUGGGAGGCCAUUCAGACCAACAGCAGCCUCUUGAGGCCCAUGUUGUUCUCUUUCGACGGAGCUAAGGGGGCGACAAUGUCACACCUUCGGAUGCGCAAUCCUCCCAAUUGGUUCAACUUGAUUGCGAACAGCACCGAUGUCAUCAUCAGUGACAUGGAUCUCAAAGCUCAGAGUCAAAAUGGUGUCAAGAUUGCCAAUUCCGAUGGCUGGGACACUUAUCGAUCCGAUCGCAUUGUAAUCCAGAACUCAGUCAUUAUCAACACAGACGACUGUGUGUCAUUCAAGCCAAAUAGCACCAAUGUUGUCGUCCAAAACCUGGACUGCACUGGCUCCCACGGCAUGAGUGUUGGCUCCCUGGGACAGUACAAGGGCGAGACCGAUAUCGUCGAGAACCUCUAUAUCUACAACACAACCAUGGCCAACGCUAGCGAUGCCGCUCGCAUCAAAGUCUGGCCUGGUAUUGAGACUGCGUUCCAGACGCUUCUGAAUGGUGGAGGUGGUCUCGGACGUGUCAGAAACGUGACGUAUGACCUUUUCAAGAACAUUAACAACGACCGGGCCAUCACCAUCACGCAGUGCUACGGGCAGAAGAACCAGACACUCUGCGAAGAGUUCCCGGCCAACCUUACAAUUACCGACAUCACUCUCAAGAACAUAUAUGGUACGGUCUCAACCAAGCUAGACCCGCAAGCCGGAAGCCUUGUUUGCAGUGCCGCAGACCGGUGCAGCAAUAUCCACGCGGAGAACGUCACCGUCACAGUGCCAAGUGGAAAGCCGCCUGUGUACGAGUGCAAGAAUCUGGACAAUAAGUUACUCCAGAUUAACUGCACGACCGGGGCGGAUGGAGAUCGGGAUACUUCCAACGGAUAGAUAAAGUAGAAUUCUGUCAGAAUUCACUACUUUCAACCGUCACGCGUGUGCCACUGCAGCCACACAUAUCCCAACAAGUUUUGUUUCAUCUAUCAGAUCAUACAAAUAACAAUGCUCUAGCUUCUAGUGAGGUUACUUGACAAGCAAAGUUGAGGAGUUCAGUCAACCUUACCAGGUGUAGUUACCGGCGUCAUAGCCUCCGUCCUCAGUGUGAUCCUCGUCGCCAUGCCAGCGGCCAUUAUAGAUCUCGUAGCCCUCGUCAUAGUGAAUAUCACCAUCUUGCCAGCGGCUACCAUAGCCCGGGGUGAUGUCAAAUUCUUC
Colletotrichum phormii is the source of this 1774-nucleotide messenger RNA. Its product is annotated as exopolygalacturonase. Gene Ontology annotation, biological process: carbohydrate metabolic process. Lineage: Eukaryota; Fungi; Ascomycota; Sordariomycetes; Glomerellales; Glomerellaceae. Gene Ontology annotation, molecular function: polygalacturonase activity. The coding region runs from base 95 to 1453 and encodes 452 amino acids. The record is from RefSeq and is a predicted model, not a curated record. The transcript has 7 exons.